GUCAACGUCAACUUGAAGAUAAGCUUUUAGUCAUCCAUCUCAUCUUUUCUCCGUAAAAUAAAUAAAUAAUUUUUCCAUAAACUUUAUUUCGUGCUCAACCAUAAAAUUAUUCUUUAUUUGUGUUUAGGGUUAAGGUGAAAUAGAUAAUGGUGUGUGACGGACCUGACCCGCCGGAAAACAAUCCUCAGGAGCUAACCCCGCCUCCGAGACACGAGCUGAUGAUGACAGGAACCAUGCCAGAAGAUAGCGAUGAUGAAAAUGAAUACUUUGGAUAUUUACCCUUGUCUCAAGCACCAGAGAACGCUAUGACAGACCACGACAGUGAUGAUGAGGAGACCAGCAAUGCGAGUCCCGUACCAGCUAGCGACCUGCCUCCAAUAGAACCAAUGGAUGCGGCUCUAGUGCGAGAAGUGUGGAGCACUCCUCAAGCAGACACAAUCCAGAUGGACAAUGAGCGUGCUAGACAGGUAAUGAAUGCUAUGGCCAAUUUCGCACUGCCAAUGUCCUCCAUACCGGAAUGGGCUCAGAGCAUAUCAGAGGAACAAUGGAAGCAGACUCUACAAGACAAGAUUGACAGGUUGAGAAAUAAUAGAUAAUUUGUGUAGAUUUGUAUUUAGGAUAUUACAAAGGAGACUUUAUGUAAUAAUGGAUGUAAGACAAAUAAAUCAAUUAACUAAUGUAAGCUAUAACCAUAUGUGUAGUUAGAAUUAGAGAUCAAAUUACGGUGGUUGUAAAAAUCUGGUUCAAUAUUCAUAAUACUGAGUUCAAAAACUAUAUGUAUACCUAAUUAUAUAAGACAUAGAACCAUAUGUGAGAAUUAAUGGUGUUGAAAGUCUAAUUAUAUAGUUAAAAACCUUUCACUGUGCUGCAUCUUUACAUAUAUACAUAAAGCCAAGUCAUGUCUAUAUCCCUUGCAGGGUAGACAGAGCUAACAUUCUCGAAAAGACUGAAAUGCCACGUUCUGCUGUAUGGCUUUAUGAUGGGAUUUAGAAGUAGUGACAGGUUGCUAGCCCAUUACCUACAAGAGGAAUCCCAAGUUUAUAAGAAUAUCCGUUAGUCGCCUUUAACGAUAUACAUGGGAAAGAUAUGGAGUGGUUCUAUUCUAUAAUGCCAGAAACCACAAGGCGGCCGUAUCUUUAAAGUUUCGAAAUGAAGGUUUUCAAUUGCUAGUUAUGAAAUGAAAGUAAAAAAAUGUCAACACAAUACUUAUUUAUUAUUUUACUUACAUAUUUAUUUAAUUACAUGACAGUCUGUGCACAUUUUGUAUAAGUUAUUAAUUUCCAAUGAAAUAGAACAUACCUAUGAUAGGUACUUAAACUUCCUCUUAAUAUGGCAACACACUCAAAUUGCUACAUACAAUAUGUUGCACGUUAUUAGUAACCAAAUUACAAUGAGUAAGAGAAUUUUAUAUAUAGAAACUGAUUUGAUUGUGUUAUAAAGAGAAAAACUUAAUCACAGAUAAGUUUACUUUAAAAUAAAACAAUAUAUAUUUA
This is a messenger RNA of Amyelois transitella, 1493 nucleotides long. Its product is annotated as male-enhanced antigen 1. The transcript is spliced from 3 exons. The record is from RefSeq and is a predicted model, not a curated record. The coding region runs from base 147 to 596 and encodes 149 amino acids. Lineage: Eukaryota; Metazoa; Arthropoda; Insecta; Lepidoptera; Pyralidae. Gene Ontology annotation, biological process: spermatogenesis.